AUGGCCAUAGCGAGACUGGCGCGGCCAGCUCCCCAAUGGAGCAGCUGCAUCCGACGCAGCUUCAGCUUAUCGUAUCGCCACAACAGUGAAGUGUUUCGACCUCCGACUGCGCCGAAGCCCGUUCCAGACGUCAAGCUGAUCAAGGAAAACACCGACGUCUUCUCGCAGAAUUGCGUUGACCGCAACUAUGCUGCUUACAAGGGGUAUCCGCACCGCAUCCGAGAGCUGUCCGACGACGCUGCCAGGCUGGUAGAGGAGCUGAAAAUCCCGCGCAAGCAAAUAAAAGAGGUGGAAAAUGCUAUUGCGCAGCUGGCUUCACGGGGACUCGGGAGCGACGAAAGCAAACAGAAACUAGCCGCAUUACGAGAAGACGCGCACAAGCUCAAGAAUGCAUCCGAAGAGGCAUCAUCGAGAAAAGAUCGUAUAGACGAGGAAAUCCGACGACUUGCCCUUGCACUACCUAACCUAACCUCUCUCACAACGCCGGUGGGCAACGAACCCCGACUGGUCCAGUACAUCAAUUAUGACCCAGAACGACCCCCGUCUUGGAUGACAAAGCACGAUGCAAGUCGCUCUCAUGUGGAGAUUGGAACGUCGCUCGAUUUAAUGGAUUUUACUAGCUCCGCGACAUCGACUGGCUGGGGCUGGUACUAUCUUACCAACGAAGGAGCCUUAUUAGAACAAGCCCUCAUCCAGUAUUCAUUAAGCGUCGCACUACGUCGGGGAUGGAAGGCAGUCUCGCCACCUUCGAUCGUUUAUUCAUAUCUUCAGGAAGCAUGUGGCUAUCAGCCACGGGAUCAGCACAACGAGCAGCAAGUUUGGCACAUUGAGCAGAGCGAAAAGGACAAAGCGAAACCCCAGCGGUCACUGGCUGGUACUGCCGAAAUUCCAUUGGCCGCCAUGUACGCGGGGCGUGAGAUUGAUGAGGCCCUUCUGCCUUUGAAAUUCGUCGGAUCCAGUCGAUGCUACCGCGCCGAAGCUGGGGCGCGCGGAGUCGAUACCAAGGGUCUGUACCGCGUUCACGAAUUCACCAAGGUAGAACUGUUUGCCUGGUCAGACAACGUGAAGACAGAUCCAGCAGACAUCACGCAUGCCAAAUCCGUCCCCUUGAAUGAUCUGUUCAACGAGCUGCUAGACAUCCAGCUCGAGGUUUUAACCUCACUCGGCCUGCCAUGCCGAGUGUUGGAGAUGCCUACAGGCGAUCUGGGGGCGAGUGCUACGAGAAAACGCGACAUCGAGGCUCUGUUCCCCUCUCGUCUUCGGGCGACUGAACAACAGUCCGGGGCAGACGGAAAGCUUGAUCUGGAGACUGCAUGGGGCGAGGUCACAUCUGCCUCGAUCUGCACAGACUACCAGAGCCGUCGCUUGGGCACGAGAAUCCGUGGUCGAGACGGAAAGAAGCCUCGCUACCCUCAUACUGUCAACGGGACCGCAAUAGCUAUUCCCCGAGUCCUGGCAGCUAUACUUGAGAACAGCUGGGACGAGACGCGCAACGUGGUUGUGAUCCCGGAGGUACUCCGACCGUGGAUGGGAGGCAUAGAGACGAUUGGGAAGAAUUGA
This is a messenger RNA of Talaromyces rugulosus, 1560 nucleotides long. RefSeq lists its product as uncharacterized. Gene Ontology annotation, molecular function: ATP binding; tRNA binding; serine-tRNA ligase activity. Gene Ontology annotation, biological process: mitochondrial seryl-tRNA aminoacylation. Gene Ontology annotation, cellular component: mitochondrion. The record is from RefSeq and is a predicted model, not a curated record. Bases 1 to 1560 code for a protein of 519 amino acids. The transcript has a single exon. NCBI's taxonomy places the organism in Eukaryota, Fungi, Ascomycota, Eurotiomycetes, Eurotiales, Trichocomaceae.